UACCUAUUUUUAUUUCUUCGAGAGUCCUGUUGUCUUGUGGAGACUACCACUGACGCGGUCUAUUGCACAGCAUUGGAGGGGAGGUGGCUGAAGCAGUUGGGCAGAUGGAUAGUGUGGGGCUCAGCAAGACCGGAGCCGAAGAGGGACACUGGGACGACAUCAGCAAGUGGGUAGUAACUGAAGGCAGGUGGAAGGAAAGGAGACCGACCGUCCGUGGCAAUGAUGUUGGCGGAAAUGACAAGGGGCGCUGGAAAGGCGCUGGCCAACCAAGAUCGACCGAAGGCUACCUACCAGCUGGGGGAGGGAGUACGGGAGCCGGGUCUACAGGGCCGCCAGCUCCCACCUGCAGAGUGGUGUGAAGGUAUGGAUAGAGAGCCCGGCCGAGGCGCUGCGCCGCUGCCGCUCCUUCGGCUUCUGUGGCUGCUGCCCCACUCCUGGGCCGUCCUUGCAGCUCACACUCCAGUGUGGCGGGACGACCUGCAGAACCACACGUUCCGGCACACGGUCUUCUGCCAAGAAGGGACUCCCAGCAUCGGGCUCUCCGAGAGCUAUGACGAGGACCAGCUUUUCUCCUUUGAUUUUUCCAAGAAUACCCGAGUGCCUCGCCUGCCUGAAUUCACUGACUGGGCUCAGGACCUGAGUGAUGCCUCUGCCAUUGCAUUUGACAAAGACUUCUGCAGUGCAAUGGUCCAGCAACUCGACCCAAUAUUUGAUGGGCAAAUCCCGGUGUCCAGAGGUUUCCCUAUCCCUGAGGUGUUCACGCUGAAGCCCCUGGAGUUCGGCAAGCCCAACACACUGGUGUGCCUCGUCAGUAAUCUUUUCCCCCCCAUGUUGACGGUGAGCUGGCAGCAUAACUCUGAGCCGGUGGAAGGAGCUGGGCCCACUUUUGUCUCAGCCGUUGAUGGACUCGGCUUCGAGGCCUUUUCUUACUUAAACUUCACGCCAGAAUACUCCGAUGUCUUCUCCUGCAUGGCGACUCAUGAAAUUGACAGCUACACAGCGAUUGCCUACUGGGUGCCCCACAACGCCCUGCCCUCGGAUCUCCUGGAGAACGUGCUGUGCGGUGUGGGCUUUGGCCUGGGAGUGCUGGGCAUCAUUGUGGGCACUUUCCUCAUUGCCUACUUCCGGGGGCCUUGCUCAGGAGACUGAUUCGUCCUGACUAGAGUUGAUGCCAGUGACGUCUCCAAGCAAAGGACGCUCCCUUCUCGCGUGCUGUGUGCGGUCUUUCCUCGGAGCAGGAAGAGCCUCGACACUCUGGGGGCCCUGUGUGCGGUGACUCAGGCGGGGCCGGGCCGCGCCUGGCUUUGCGUCCAGAGCGCCCGUCACAACUGCCUCCCUUCCCACAUCAAGGCAAUAAAUCUCAGUCCUCGGUUCUUA
This is a messenger RNA of Fukomys damarensis (Damara mole-rat), 1377 nucleotides long. Its product is annotated as HLA class II histocompatibility antigen, DM alpha chain. The transcript is spliced from 6 exons. The record is from RefSeq and is a predicted model, not a curated record. Gene Ontology annotation, biological process: positive regulation of T cell activation; antigen processing and presentation of exogenous peptide antigen via MHC class II; peptide antigen assembly with MHC class II protein complex. NCBI's taxonomy places the organism in Eukaryota, Metazoa, Chordata, Mammalia, Rodentia, Bathyergidae. Bases 220 to 1149 code for a protein of 309 amino acids. Gene Ontology annotation, cellular component: membrane; MHC class II protein complex. Gene Ontology annotation, molecular function: MHC class II protein complex binding.